Messenger RNA from Anastrepha obliqua, 16010 nucleotides. It is a transcript of the gene Bruce, whose product is annotated as baculoviral IAP repeat-containing protein 6. The transcript has 40 exons. The record is from RefSeq and is a predicted model, not a curated record. NCBI's taxonomy places the organism in Eukaryota, Metazoa, Arthropoda, Insecta, Diptera, Tephritidae. Gene Ontology annotation, molecular function: cysteine-type endopeptidase inhibitor activity; ubiquitin conjugating enzyme activity. Bases 142 to 15756 code for a protein of 5204 amino acids. Gene Ontology annotation, biological process: negative regulation of apoptotic process; regulation of cytokinesis; apoptotic process. Gene Ontology annotation, cellular component: nucleus.
UUAAUGAGAAAAGACGACGAAGUGUAGAAAACGAGAAAAGAUUGUAAAAAAUAUUUUUUAAUAGGAAAAGUUGCAGAAAUUUGUGAAAUUGGUGUCAAAAUCGAGAGUACCCGCAGCCCCAAAUAUAUAUCCAAUGAAAUUAUGGCCGCGGAGCAACGUGUAUUGAAACAGGAUGGCUAUUUGGAUGUGGGCAAUGUCGAGGAAUCGCGUAAUAUCGCCUACCAUCCACAUUUGAAUGUAAUUCUUGUCUUCGACUCCAGCAAUCAAGUGAAAAUUCUCGAUGUGCAUUCUGGAGUUAUUUUACAGACCUAUAAUUUGGGUGGAAAUGAUAUCGAUAAAAAUGUGUGUGGAAAGUACAUGCCCCUACAGGAGAAAGUACUUCUUUGGGAUGGUCAGAAUUUAGGUUUUCGUGGAGACUAUAAUGGUGUGUUGCUAUUGGAUACAAUUCUUCAGCCACCUAUUUUACAAAAUGAUGAUCUUAUCAAAUUGGAAUUGCUCCUAUCUGAAGCGAUCAUAUUUCAGUCUUGUCUCAAAGAUCUCGAACACGAAGGCCUGGAGUGCCCUAGUGACGUUAGUAAUGAAUUACUGGAAAAAAUAAAAAAUGCGCAAGCAAAUGCAAAAAAGGGUAUUAAAGCUCAAAGGUGGAACACAAUUUGUUUGGAGGUGUCAUAUUCUAGCCUAAAAUUAGUCGCAAACAAUGUUGUUAUUAUGUUAAAGCGAUUGGAGCGCCACAUUCCCGCUUUGGCUAUUGCGUCGGCAAUAAACGAACGAUUAACUGAUCUUUUAGCCGGCUCGCGCAUACCUGAUUUGAGUUGGCACGGCAGUAAUUUUCAACGUGUUCUCAUGCAUUCGGAGGCUGUACGCAGACAUACUUUUGAAAAGUGGCCACACAUGGACUAUAAAUGGGCAUUACCAGACCAGAUGGCGCAAGCCGGCUUCUAUCACCAACCGUCGUCGUCUGGGGAAGACCGUGCCAUGUGCUUUACGUGCAGUGUUUGUUUAGUUUGUUGGGAGAAAACCGAUGAACCGUGGAGCGAACAUGAACGCCACUCUCCGAUGUGUCCCUUCGUCAAAGGCGAAUACACACAAAACGUUCCAUUAUCUGUGACAUAUGCGACAAAUCCGGCUGUUCCUACUCCUGGUCUUGGCUUUGAUGUUAUCUCCAACAGUGAUUACUCUAACGUGUUGUGCACCAGCUGUACGCAGACCGGUGAGAUAACUGUCUGGAGUAUUGAACGGCACCUGAAAAAGAUGCAUUCAUUCAACAUUGCCUCCCUGAUGAAAGAUAUUUGCGACGAGGGAUAUGAAUGGGCACACGUUACAGCGAUAUGUGUGCUGCCAAAUGCUCGUGCGCAGUGCAAAAUAAAUGCAAUUACCGCCACUCAAUCGGGAGGAGGGGGGAGUGGUAGUGGUGGCGGGAUUGUUAACACCAAUAUGACUGGAAGUGGCUUAGUGCAAUGUUCCUCCACGUCGACCCUUCGCGCAGGGGUCGUAGGUUCAAAGAUAGUAUUGGGUAUGAGCAUUCGACAAAAUACCGGCGAGUACUUACUGCGCGUGGUGGUGUUAAACAUCGUAGAAAGCGAUCGUGUACAAGAAAAGGCCGGUGGGGGUGGAAUUGGUACUGGUUCUAGCAGUGGCAAUACAAUCGUUAAUGGCAAUAGCAACAUUGGUAUAAGUCAAAAGCCACAACUAGUUGGAGCCACUAAUGGCGAUAAUGGUGGAGGGGGUGGCGAUAGCAACAACAGCGAGAAACUGAGUGACAAAUAUGACCAGCGAGACGAUGACAACAAAUCAUUAUCUUCGGUUUUCGAAAAAUAUGCCGAUGGCUUCGACAGUAAUGGAUUCGUAUCGGAAUUGAUUGCUCUGAAAAAGGGUGACUGCGUUUUAGGAGAUAAAUCCGACACAUCAGCUUUAAACGAUUUGCUGGAAAAUGAGCUUACUAAAAUGGAUCAACUCUGCGAUUUAAGUGAUAUUUCACAGUUAUUGGAAAAAACCAAUGACGGUGGGAGUGGCACUGGAAUUGGCGUCGGUGUAGGCGUUGAAAGCGAUGUUUCGAUUAAUGUCAAUGACAUAGAAAUGGACGCCAACUAUUUUAAAGAAAAGUUGCUUGCUGCUGCCCAAGCAGCACAAGCCGCACAACUAAAUAACAUAAAUAACAAUGAUAAUAUCAAUAACAAUAGCAACGGCAAUGAAAAUGAUGGAACAAGUCUUCAAAAGCUGACUGUUAACGAAGAUAUUGACUGUGUAGUUGAAAGUUGUACGAUUGUGCGUCGAAUGAAUGCGCUAAUGUCAAAUAGUGAAGACAACACUAGCACUGAAGGGAGCGUUUCUAGCGGUCGACGAGAAGUUAUUGAGAUUGACGAGAUUUUGCCGACAAACGGAAAAUGCAAUCAACUACUGGUGAAAUUAGUAAAGACUAAGGCUCCGAAUGAAGCGCCGUGUAAGAUAAUAAUGGCAACUGUGGACAUGGACUUGGAAGAUGAACGUAUGGAGGAUAAUGCAGAUUUUAAUUCAGAAACUGUAGCUGCUCAGCUUUUGCUUUUUGACUACGUUGAUUCGGCAAUUUCCAACGAAUACAAUUUGGCAGUUACUUUCAGUCAAGCGAAGUGCCCUCAACAACUGUGUAUUUUACCGAGUUUUCAAAUAUCUGAAUAUGACCAAAAUAGUUUAAAUACAGAUUUCGGAGCACUCUGUGUCGUAUGUGCUGACGGAAGCAUGGAAAUUUAUUCUCUAGCAGACUUUCAGCCCAUUACGGUUAUUGAAGAGGAAGGCGAACACUUCGUUUCAGUUGCUUACUGCCGAAGUUUGGAUCGGUUGUGUGGUUGCACACGUAGUGGAUCCCUAAUAUUUUAUUCUUUGAAUGAUGCAGGAAAUGAAUCUGGGGAUGAAAUGCUGGAAAUGGAAGAAGAUUGUAAUGCAGCAUUGGCCACGACAUCGGCCACGAUUCCAGGUGGGAGCAUUUUCCCACAUAUUAGUGAUUGCAGUAGCAACGCCACAUGGGCCAAUACGUCUCUCACUGUGCCAGAUGGCUUGAGCAAAAGUGUUGGUGGAUCUGUUAUAUCCACAACAACUGAUUCAACUACAAAUGUAACUGAACCAUUGACGAGUGACGGCGAAUCAAUUGGCAAUGCCCCUUUAUUGGCCGUACCCAAUAUUAAAGUCGAUUGCGGUGGUCAAGGUUCCAGCAAUAGUCCCAGUGGCAACGGUAUCAUAAACACUAAUAAUUUGUCGCAAUCCUCACCAUCGCCGUCAUCGUCUUCAAUCAAUGCCCCUUUGACUUCGAAUUUAUUGGCAUACAAAACAAGUGCACUUUCAUUGGAUGAUUUGCGUACGCUUUACGAACUCACACAAUUUGACGAUGUUCUGGCCUUGUAUACUGCUGAAGUGCCGAGCUGCUGGAAUGAUUUAGUGCAGGCACAAAAACAGCGGAAGCAACCGCAGCACUUACGCCAUGGCGAUGAUACCCAAUUCACAAAAACAUGGCGCCUGCAUAACGAUGCCACCACUUGGGAUGAGCACAUUAUUGAACUGAACCUCGUGCAACCAGUAAGCUUAGGACAUAUUGAUUUAAAGUUCUUACUAUAUCAGCAGUGUCAUAAUCCUGCUGCAAUUCAAGUAACACUUUUGAAGCAGAAUACCAGCGGAUUCGGUUAUCGUAUGAAAGGUCCACAUCUCAAUUAUAAGCAAGCAACAAUGGAUGAGAACAUAGAUUUGACAUUUAAUAAUUACGAUGGUACCAAUGAGAAUCCCGUGUUGAGCGAAGAAUAUUUACAGACUCAUAAUGCUGAAAUUCUCGCUGGUCCUAUUGAGCUGUCGUCUUGUAUCGAUCUUUGCGAUCAGGGUGGUACGGUGACUUUGACCUCGCCGAAACUAUUUAAAACGCGUACACGAAAUUUUCUGCUACACAUUAAAACCAUGUCAGAUCCUGCCAAGGAGGGUCAAAGUAAGACACGUGUGCCUGUGCGAAAGGGUGGAAUAAUGCGUUUACCGUUAUCAUCAUCAUUUGCCGGCAGUGCAACACAUAAUUUUAUGACAAAUAAUACUUCAAGUUCCAAUUCAUCCGCCUCCACCAGUUCGCUUCCGCCAAGCUCAUCAAAAUCACGUUUUGAUUUCUACAUCGGUUGCGAUUGGUUACAUGAGAUAUCCAUCAAUGUGCGUGGCUUGAAAUCCCAAAAUCGCAUUCCCAACGAACGGCUGCAACGCAUAGCAAUGCUCGAUAGUAAUAUUUUACUUGAUAACCUCUUUAAGAUCGUGAGUAGCGCAGAUUCAACAACCCUAGAAAAAAAUCUUGCCUUGGACAUCCUUACGUGGAUUUGUUUCAUACGACUGAAUCGUUAUCGUUCGCCAAAAUCCGAACGUAUUAAAGCACAAAUCAACAAAAACACAGCUUCCACAAACACGGAUUUGAUGGCCCAACAGUUUGAAUGUAUUUGUCUGUCGGAGAAGUAUCUGGAAAACAUGUUGAGAAACUGCAUCAUACACAGCAAUCGCUCAAUGGCGCAUAAAUGUGUGAAACUGAUACUGAUACUAACUGAUGGCAUUUGUAGUCUACCUGUUGAGGUGCAGUCACAUUCCACACUUGACGUUGCCAUCAAGGACGCUGUAGCGAAUACUUUUAACGAGUUACCACGGGCCAAAUUCGCCAGUGUUGUGCGUUGGUAUGCUAUGUUGGCUUGUGCAACAUCGACUUUGGAGUCACAUAACGGUAUAUCUGAGUUGUGCGUAAAAUUGCUGACUGAAAUCACACAAGAAAUCGAUGGACGCUGGGAUCCUUACUGUUCUUUGCUGAGUACAAGAUUUGGACUCUAUGGCUUUCCGUUCGAACCAGAAAUAUUCGAUUACGAUUUGCCAAAUGUAAAUAAAAGCAACGUAGCACUGCCAUCAUCGCUAAUGAAUAUGAUUCGUUCGAAUGCCGGUCUAAUGCAAGCAGCCGGUUUGGAUAUCAAGAAACUCUGUUCCAUUGAUGGUGUAGAUUUCCGCACAUUUCCUCAUUUGAUCAAAUGCAAGAGUGUAAGUAACCAACUGCGUGGCUUAUUGGAGGUAGAACAAUUGCACUAUACAUGCGCCUCGACGUCGGAAGCAACACGGAUCGACAACAUGGACACGGUUUCGGCAAGUAGUGCUUCAAAUAUCAAUAUGGAAGAACUGAUAGUCGCACCUAUGGUUGACAUGCCAAAAGAGCAAGAAGGUUAUAACGCCAAUGACAUUGUUUACAAUGUGGAUACACAAAUUAAGAUAAUUAAUCAUAAGAAAUCGGAUAAUGAAGCAGUGGUAGCUGAAGUACUGAAGCCAAAUGGAAUAUGUAAAUCUUUAGAAUUCAAUCCAACAAACGUCACAAUGAUUGAUGACAAAAUAAAGUUCAAGUGCAUGCCGUUUUUGCCGAAAUUUAAAGCCAUUUGUCAGUAUAUCGAGUAUUGUGAUGAGAGUUUGCAAACGUCGUCUGCCAACAAUAAUAGCAGUAAUACAAAUAACGGUACUGCGCACUCAAGUCUUCAAGCGAAUUCUGAUCCAAAAAUAAACGAAGCCAGUACAAAAGCUAUAACUAUGGCAAAACAAAUUAUUUACGAAGCUGCACAGCAAGAAGAAAAAUUUCAACAGGAACAACUACAAAAACAACAAGAACAACAAAAUCAACAGGAACAAGAUCAACUCAACACACAACCAUCGCAGUCGCAGUCGCAGUCACAGUCAUCGUCUGUUGCUCAACAACAGCUACCUCAAAAGCAACCACAGGCGCUGCAAAACGACAAAGCUGAAACGACAACUGCUGCUGCGGCUACUGUCACUGGCAGCGACAAUUCUAAUGCCACCACACCAAAUUUAUUUGCUUGGCAUAAAUUGUUAGCCCCUCCACCAAAACAAAUGGUGGUGAUUGAUCGUAUGCAUUCAGGAGCUCGUCGUUUUGUGGUUUUGGACUUUGCUUCUCCCAUUUUGCUCACCGAUUUGGUUAUACCCGCGUGCGAUGAGCUGGCUUCGCUUCAUAUAGACAUUUGGUGUUUUGAUGAGGAAGCCGAUAGUGUCCGCCUAGUAGUUGCAUCUGAUAUCAGCACAAAAACUUUAGUAUUGAGCGAUCUCCAACCACCACCAAUUUGUCGCUAUAUGAAAAUUACCAUAAUAGGACGCAUCGGCAUGUCGGCUACGAAAUGUAAAAUUCCAAUUGGUUCUUUUUAUGGUCACGCUGUGGCGUUGGAGCACGACGCUUACGGCGAUUCAUUGCUGCGUUUCAUGAAGCAACCACCGCAAAAUAUACAAACCCAGAUUAAGGCGCUCACAUCGCUGUAUGAGGAUGUGCACUGCCGGUACAGCUUAGCCAGUUGCAAGCUAAUUGAGUUGCUGACACCAAUUCUAAAUUGCGAGAUGUCAAAUGUUGCGCAUAUGCAAGCGUUUAUACACAAACAACGUGAAGAUGAAGCGAAUGCGGUGGAUAACAGUAAAGUUGUCACCAUUUAUGAGGAAUGCAUUUUAUUACAACAUCAAAUAAAUAUUAUACGUAAUGUCAUUGGCCGUUUGGAGAAUUCACUACAACCAGUACAUCACACUCCCGCUAGUUCGUUGGCGAAUGCGAGUUUAAAAAAUGUGUUGCAGUUGGCGUCAAGAGACAAAUUGCGAGUCCUGGGCCAAAGCUUAGUGGAGAUUUUGUUGCAUUUCUCCAUAGAAUAUGGAAUAAAGAACAUUUUACCUGUUCAUCAGCUGUUUACAAUGGAUGUGGCGAAUAUGCUCUUUAAUUCAUUGGUAGUUUACGGUGAUGCCCAUAUCCAAUUAGCGACUUGCUCCUUGUUGGUGCGCAUGUGUUGCUUCCAAAGUUGGUGGGGUGACUUCUUAGCGGACAUCUUCUGCAAUUUGUUUUCAUCACAGAACAGCAAAAUAUUUCCACAAGAUCGCAUUUUCUUCUUACUCACCUAUUUGGGUAGACGUAGUAUUGCAAUGGGGACUUGUCGUUCAAUUGUUAUUGAUGCAGUAUUGAAAACUUUAGCCAAACUAUUGGCACCAAUUUCACCUCGCUAUCAGGAAAGUCAGAUGGCGGCGUCGCAAAUGGAUGACUCUGAUGGCAGUGGAGGUGCCGGUUCUGGUGGUUUAUGGUCUAAAUCAGAUCUGCAGCUAAUAACUUGGCUGUUGCUAUUUUUAUCAGUGUGCUUGGAUGACAGCAAUGACCGUAAAGAUAAGUCUUCGAGCCGCUGGGAUUUCAUGAGCUGUGAAACUGAUUUUACCAAAACGCGCACACAAACAACAAAUACAUCGGGCAAACAGCUGCGUUGCUUUAAGAAACGCAUAGUACAGCAAAACAAAUACAGUGUUCAGCCUUAUACAGAUUGGGGCAAAAAGAUCUUUAUGAUUCAAAAUGAGCAUCCAGGUAUUUUCAUGGAAAUGACAGGCAAACCGAAACCUAGUAAAACCAGCAAGACAAAUAUAACACCAAAAGCAACCAAAGAAAGCAAUCAAGAACCUGAAAACAACUUCGACAAAGGCCUAAAGACAAUACGUCUAAAUAACAUAUUGAUUGUAAUUCGUGGGCUAAUCGCAUUAUUACUGGAAAUGGAUUUUACGUGCAACAUGGAUCAAUUCCUCCUAACAUGUAAGGUCAUAGCGCGUCUGGUGUCUGCAUGUCGGCCUGCCGUUCAGCUAUCGAAAAUAAUUACAACAGUGCAGUUGGAGCAACUUAUUCGUCUAGCUGUGUGGAAUGACCAACAGCAGCCUUGGGCCGUGCAUGCGAUUACCUGUUUACUACAGGACCUACUUGAUGCCGAUAAACACUUCAAAGAUAAUGACACUGUGCCGGUUAAUACGGAAGGUGUACGACCCAUGGAGGGUAUACAAGAGACAAAGGCUUUAUUUUCGGAUUAUUCACAUUAUAUGUCACAGGCCAUGACUUCACAGCUACAAUCAUCUGGCACCGACAUAAUAUAUGCUGAUGGUACGAAAUAUUCGUAUCUGCCUUCUUUAAUUGAAUGCGAGGACACCGAAUUCGAUGAUAUAUUAAACGACAUUGAUAUUAUCGAACGUUCAAAGACGGUGACCAAGAAGGAUAGCAACGCUAUUAACAAGAACACAUUCAACUAUUUUUGUAAAUCAAUAUCUAGUGCAAUGGAUGCACGGCUGGACAUUGGUCUUGAUAUUAAUGUGGAAAUUCAGCUACGCCGAUUGACGAUGGUUUCAUCUUUGGAUAUGUACGCAUCGCUUCCACAGAUAUUAGCUAAUGAAUUUAUUACAACCCCACCAGAGGCGACAGUUUGGCCUGAAUACAUUACCGAUAUUUGGUCAAGUCCGGAGUAUAGUUGUGGACAAAAUACAUAUAAAAUGUUUAAAAAUGUCUUUGACUGUAUAUUCGCGCACUUACACUUACAGGAUACUUGGGUGCAUCUGGAGCAAGUAUUACAAAUGUGGUUGACUUUGAAUGGUGAAUUGUCCGAUAAGCCUUAUAAUGCCGGCAUCACACAGACCGACAUACCCAAGAUACCUUUUGGCGCUCAUGCCGUGCAAGGUCUUCUACUCGCACUGGCUUGGCACAAUGACAUUAAGCUUCGCACAUGGUGCCUCGGAUUUCAGUGUUUAUUUUUAGCGUGCAAUUCCCAAGCUCUGGGUGAUGAUGAUACCGAUUCGACACGUAUUAAUGAGGUUAUCGUUAACGAUGAGAAUUUUGAGAAAAUGCUUCUUCGCUUCUUUUCUGGUUAUGGCAUGAGUUCCUCGAUUAUUACGAAUCGAUGUGCUGGCCCAACAAUUUGCAAACAUUUACACGAAUUGCUGAUGUGGUUGCAUAAAAAGAGCGAAAGCAGUAGUCCGGCGGUGGCCUCAAAUAGACGAAAAUUAAAAGACACUUUAUUGCAUGUAAUAUUGCAGUUGGUGCAGCCAGGAGGUGCAAUUGCCAAUCAGCAAGGGCCAAUCGAUGCUCAAAGUCAAUUGGUGCGGGAUCUACUCUUAAUGCCUACUGAAAAACCAGAUUUAAAUGUGGCGCUGAAUAUAAUAGAAAGUGUUUCGUUUUUGGUGUAUAAUAACAUAUCUAAUGGCGAUAAACUACAAUGUCAACGUUCAUCCGAUUCUCAUAAUGCGAGUACUACCUUUAGCAAUCUGUUUGUCAAUGUGCUUGGUUUAGAGAAUUCGCGGCAGAAUACCACAAUUUCCGAUAAUUCUCUGAUAAUCAGUUUGUUGAAGCUUUCAUCAGCAUUGGCGGAGACUGAACUGCCACGGCAGCCAAGUGAGGUGCCUAUUCCAGAGGAGGAGGAACUAUCCAAUGAAAGCCAAACAGAUGAAACCAAGGCUGAGCAAUUAAAUAUAGAAGGACAUCGUCCGAAGACUCCUUGCAUAGCUGAUACUGUAUUGCGUCAUUUUCCCACAAUGAAACGUUUAUUGGGCUCACUGUCACAUUGCUCGAGUUCGUCUUUCACAGUGAUGGCUUCAUCUUCGAAUUUUUUGCUGGAUGAGCCACAAACCACUGCUGAUGCCGUUUUCAACUUACUUAUUACCCUAUACGACAAAGCUUCGAAUGCGCGCCUUAUUGUUGCACCAAUUUGCCAAUAUUUGGAAGCAAGCACCAUUCAGCGGAAUUCGCUGCCCCGCUUGCAGUUAUCUGAGCCAUUUUUAUGGUAUAUCUCCAAGGUGCUAGAAGUUUCUGUAGCUGUGCAAAUUUUCACUCAGAUGGGUGGGAUAAAAAUAAUUUGCCAAAAUUUGGUGCGAUUGAAUAAAAUUCUUAUAAAUAUGCAACCGGGAUUGAUUUCGCUAAUUAUGCAGCACAUGACGAAAAAUACUAAAUUGAAGUUGCAUUCACAUGCAUGUUUAAAUGGGAAUGGCAAAAAAUCAUCGUCGUCGACCAGUUCUGCGCAGGGUCAGCGUCAUUUUCAAGAUGGCCUCAUCAAUUUCGCACCAUUUUGUACCAUAUCUGCCGAGCAUGAUACGGCACAUUCAGCCGACAUUUUGAUUAUGAAUCCUGUAGCUUCACAUAGGCGCCCUCGCACACCUGCUUGGAGUUAUAUGUUUUAUCCAAAUGAAUCGCACGUAGACUUGACAAUUACACUGCCAACAGCCAUACUGUUGAAGGAAGUACAAUUGCAACCACAUGCCCCCACAUUGGCAUCGUGCCCUUUUGCUGUUGCUUUGGAGAUUUCACGGGAUUACGGCUUGGGUCCGAUUCCAGUGGGUCCACCGCUUACCACAACGGGCAUGACUUGCAUACGUUUGAAGCUGGCUAAUCCGGAAAUAGCCACAAGUGUUGUACUGCGUUUGUAUAGACCGAAAGAUAGCGCCAACAUUGGUCUAUCACAAAUAGCCAUAUUGGGUAACACAAUCUUUGCAUUUAAUUCAAAUUCGUUGGGUAAUGGUGCGAGUGGAAGUAGCAGUGCUGGAGUUGGCGCGUAUGGUACUGGCGGUAGCGGUCCGUUUAAUUCUGCUAGCAGUGGUGCGUUUGGUUCUGAACAAAGCAGUGACGAGGACGACACAUUUGCGAAGACAAGUGUUGGUUGGAUGCGUAUACUAGCACGUUGUUUCAAGGCGCCAUCCAUUAUCUAUGAUGAAAAAUUAGCGGCAGAUGUGGUAGGGGCUUCAGCCGCCUACCCAGGUUUUUUGGAAGCCUGUUGCUCCCUAAUGAAUAUUAUGCCAAUGAUACCAAACGCUGCUUUACAAAAUCUGCAUACUGUUUUACUAAAACUAGGUGCUUACAAUCGCAACUUGUGCCUAUCCAUAAUUCGGAUUUUGCUCUGGGGCACAACCCCGCAGACGUAUAAGCUUUCAAAUGAAAGUAUUUGCAAUUUACUUUACGAGUUGGCAACAACCAAGGAUGGGUAUACGGUGGAUAAGAUUCAAGUAUUGCUUGAGUGGAUCGUGAAGUUGCGCCAGAACUUCAGUAAUCGCACAUUGCGUUGCAAUAAUCCACAAAGUGGUUUUGUUAAGUGCGUGGCAUCGAUUUUGUGGUCGGUGUACACGGAAAAUCAUGUGUCGAAUUUACAAGAUCUAAUUACCAACGACAUUUUUGAUGCCUGUAUGCACUGGAUUGACACGCUGGAAAACGAAGAGCCGCUAAAAGUAGCCUUCGACUCUUUGCUGUGUUCACUGUGUUGUAUUAAACCGGAACUCUUCAAUCAACUGCUUACUCGAGUCAAUGUGAAAGUGCAACAAACCCAUGAAAUGGGCAGUAGCUCUGCAAGUGUCAAUUCUGCAGGAGCGGCGCAAGUGCCUGCAAGCGAUACAGGUAUUGGCGGUGGAUUAACCGAUGAUAAUAAGGGCCAAAGCGGUAGUGCCUGGUUUGCUAGCGUGGCUGCAGCCAACUUAACGACACUGUUGCAACGACCGGCGUAUUUGGCAACACUAGCAUUGGCGUGCCAAUCUCCAUCUGCUGUUUAUCAACUGGUUGACUCAGGUCUGCCAAAAUUAUUGGCAUAUGCUCUGUAUGUCUACUGUAGUGCUUUGUUGCCCGAGGUGAAACGUUCCGCCCCACAAGCAACAGCGAGCACCUCUGCAACGGCCACCACAAUUCAUGCAGUUUCGCCAUCGACUUCCGCUUCCGCUUCAGCAGCGGUUGGACAGCACACAACAUCAAUACAAGUAACGGGCCCAUCAAGCGCAUGCCUAACCGAUGCUGACAAAGCAGAAUGUGUUGAUGACAAUACAUUGGCCAUGAGUGAUGUUAUUGUGCCACUACUAAGCUGUGCGCAUGUUCCGAAAGUUUUGGAUUUCUUUUCGGAAUGUUGUGCAGAGGGCCACAUGCGGGAUUGGUUGGGUACGCAGCAGGGCGCUAUCUUUUGGAAACCGUUGCUGGAGUUACUGUGCAAUUACCGUCCCAUGGAGUAUGCUGGUGAGGAACCCAUGCAACAAGCGUUCAUACGUAUGGAACGUGCCACCAUAAACUUCUUCACACGCGUUAGUGCUUGCCAUCCUAAAAAUCAGGAUACAUUGACCACUUUGCUGAUUUCCGUGAUUCGACAACCAAUACAAGGUCCAAUGAAUGGCAAGACUACUAUCUCUGGUUUUACGAGACAAAUCGUUUUACAAUUGUUGUUGGAGAAUGAACGAAUUCUGGUAUCGGUACGGAGUAAGCAACCACUGCAGAAACGCGACACCUUGUCAGCUGCGACAGCCAAUACUGCUUCGAAUAGUAGUGUAUCCAUGUCAUUGGUGAAUCAUCAUCCAUCUAAGCGUAUUAACGCGCACCAUUUCCUCUUCAGCGUGAGUGCGAACACGAAAUGUCAAGAAAUACUACAGAAUUGUGUUACUGUGCACACUAUUAAAUAUUCCGCUAUGCUAAUAGACACGCGAACAGGGGAGGACGUCAGCAAGAGAACCAGGAGCGUUUCAAAAACCAAAAAUAGCGAAUUAAGUGGUAAGCAUGAUAGCGAAAAGCCAAACAAUGAUGUAUACGGUGGCAUUUCAUUGAACUUUAAUGGCUUAGAGAAUGGCAUGGAGUUCUUGAGCGUUGCAGCUGGAGUCACAGCGAAGGAUAAACGUAUUAAAGAUGUGAAAAAUCAAGUGGCGGCUAACAAGGAACAGAAAGAAUUUUUUCCAAUUAUACCAAAAUACUUCACCGUGGAGGACUUUUUAUCGCCAGCAAAUAGUUCCAUUUUAUGCUUCUCUCAACUCGUUCAUCCAGAUUGUCCGGAAGUUCAGUUUACAAACGAUACAACCAUUGCACAAAUCCUUGCAACUUUACACAGCAAGGGCCAUUCGUUAUCAACACCGUGCAUUACUCUGAACAUAAUACCCUCUAAGACAGCCGAAGAAAACGAGGAAUUUGUGAUUAACGCUGGCGAUAUGGAGCCGCUUCCAUCUCCCUUACAACGCUUCUCUAGCCGUGGCGGUUUGUCACUACUCGCGCAGUAUUUGCCCACAGUUUAUCCCGACAGUACUGGUCGCAAAACCCCUACCACAUUGCCGGAGAAAGAGAAGAGCCCACCAAUGACUGAAUGGGUGAAAUUGGAGCCCAACGAUGAAAUAUACGAAGAUCUGGAAGAUCCAAUAACCGAACCAACUUCUAAGCAUACUGCGAUUACCAGUGUUCCGCAGCACUCUCUCGCAGCUUUUGGGCUGUUCUUGCGUUUGCCACCAUAUUCGGAUGUACUGUUGCGCGAUAAAGUACGUGCGCAAUGUCUGUUACGACUGGUACUAGGUGUUACAGGUGACGGCGAAGGAAACGAUAUCUAUAGUUUGUCCGUUGCAUCAUCUCUUCCAACGUUACCUUUUGAGGUAUUCCGCCAACUGCUAGACAACUCACCACUCACAACGGAUGACGGUAUGCUACUGAGACGAAUGGUCAUUGAAGUGGGUGCUAUGCAUUUAGUUUUGAACUGUUUGGGUGUAUUUACGCAUCAAUCGCAAAAUUAUCAAAUUACCAGCCCACAAACUGAGGUGAGUUGGGAUGAGUGGAACUGCAAUUUAUUUGACUUUUGCAUCAUUAAUCCGUUUUCACAGUCUGCCACUAGCGGUAUUAAAACGACAACAAGUAAUAAUGUCGAUGACUCCUUAGGGACAUCUGAUGAUAAGGGGCAUAUGUAUUGGGCUAAAGGCACUGGUUUUGGUACAGGUUCGACGGCACAGUCAUGGAAUGUGGAGCAAGCGUUAUUGCGGCAAAAGAGCGAAGAAGAGCAUGUAACAGUUCUAUUGCAAGUACUCUCCAGUUACAUUAAUCCCGGUGAUAAAAUCCCCGCUGCUCUACAAUCGGACGAAAUCAUGGCAUAUCAUGAAAUAAGCGAAGUAUCUGGUGAAUUGCCCGCCUUAUUUCUGGUUCUAUUGCAACAGUCGUGUCUCAUUCCGGCAUUAAGUUCCUACCUGCGAAAUGACUCCGUAUUGGAUAUAACCAGACACAUUCCUUUAUAUCGCGCAAUUUUGCAGUUGCUAAGAGCAUUAUCACUUUCUCCAGAAUUAGUUUCACUGCUGCAGCCGUCGGCAAAUAAUGGUGAAAGUUCGCCUGCGAUUGCCGAGUUGCUUUUAAAUAUGAAAACAUGCGUUGAUACGUAUGCAAAACGCUUGAAGGUUAAUAAAAAGUCCAAUAUAAAGGGGCAAACACAGCAGGUGACUGUCAGCAUUGAUGAUGGCGAUGAUGAGGGACUCGCAUUGCUUAUACCGGAUAUUCAAGAAACAACGGUGCUGGUGCAAAAGACAACUAAUGCAGAUGCACUGGCUAAUCAGCAGCGUUUGGACCGGGAAUCCGGCGGAAGUAGCACUGCGAACAUUGAACGCAUGCCUCAAAAUAAAUCAGUAGAGCAACGUUACCUGGAGGUGAUGAAAAAACUCCAGUUCGAUACUGCGGAAAUGAUUGUGGAGGCAGAAAAUAAUGGCUUCCGUUUUGUCAUUUCACAUCAUUUUGAAAAGAUGGUGCGUAUGGCAGGUGAUCGUUACCAUCCAUCACGGGUGAAGCGUUUGGCUCAGGAGGCGGUGACGCUCUCCACAAGCUUGCCAUUGUCAUAUAGUAGUUCCGUCUUUGUACGCUGUGAUACCGAUAGACUGGAUAUUAUGAAAGUGCUGAUUACUGGACCUGCAGACACUCCAUAUGCGAAUGGAUGCUUUGAAUUUGAUGUUUUCUUCCCGCCCGAUUAUCCAAAUCUGCCGAUGAUGAUAAAUUUGGAAACAACGGGCCGGCAUUCAGUGCGCUUCAAUCCUAAUUUAUAUAACGACGGCAAGGUCUGCUUAUCUGUGCUGAACACCUGGCAUGGCCGGCCCGAAGAAAAAUGGAAUGCGCAGACCUCCAGCUUUCUGCAAGUUUUGGUAUCCAUUCAGUCUUUAAUUUUAGUGCCAGAACCAUAUUUUAACGAGCCUGGGUUUGAACGGAGUCGCGGCACACCCAGUGGCACACAUUCAUCCCGUGAAUAUAAUAGCAACAUUUACCAAGCUUGCGUACGAUGGGCAAUGCUGGAGCAAAUACGCAAUCCAAGCCCUUGUUUCAGAGAUGUUAUUCAUACCCAUUUUUGGCUUAAACGCAAUGAAAUAUGUUCGCAAAUUGAAAAUUGGAUAGAAGAGCUAAGCAAACCGCAAUACAGUGAACGAAAUAGUCGUACCAUAUCAUUUAAUUCGAUGGUUUUACGCCGCCAAUAUCGUCAUUUACGUGAAGAGCUUGCAAAAUUAAAAGUGCCCGAGGGUUUAGAAGAUCUCGACACGCCAUUUAACCCGAAUGUUAAUCUGCCUGCAAUGACUGAAUCUACCAGCGUCAAUAAUGGUACUAACACCACGACUGCGACGCCUGUAACAUCGACUGCAAGCCCUAGCGUAAUCGGCAGUAAAUCUGACAGCAGCGCCAAUAACAACGGCAACGACAACGUCAAUGAAACUGAAAAUAAGGCUGCAAAUGUAAGCAGUGGGAGUGAUAAUUCGGCCGCGCCGGCGUCGACAAGUAGUAACAGUAAUACUAGCAACACAGUUGCCACCCAAAUGUCAGUACCAACAAUAUCAAAUACACAACCGGCCACUGGUGAAAUUCCGAAUCAGCCGUCAGCGAAAACUUCCGAAUCUUCUUCAUCUGCAUCUACCACAUCUUUAGCACUGACAACAUUUAUGCGACAAAGUGUACCGGCUUCCAUGUUGGUUGAAGUUAACAAUGAAUUCGAUGAUAUGAGCGAUGCAACAAUGAUAAUGCCACCUCAGCCGCCAGUUCCAGCUCCAGUAACCGCCAAAGUGACCACUGUUGAGGUGGCAACUACACAAGCCGGUGAGGACGGUGAAGCCGAUGACGAGAUUCAGAUCGAUUCCAGCGAUUACGAUUACAAUGCUGAUUUGGUGCAAGUAAUUUUUUUCGGCGAUGAUUCGCAAUUUGAAAAUUCCAAAUUAGGUGAUUUCAAUGAAUAGACUUCGUAAUUACACGGCAGAAGUUAGAUGAUGGAUGAACGCCCAUUUUAUGUGCUUUAUUUCAAAUCAAUUUUAAGUAUGUGUGUGUGUUAUCCAAUACUUUCUACUAUUAUUAAUUUUAUUAAAUAAUUUUUUAUAACAUCAAAAUAGAAAUCUUUUGUUUAUAUACAAUUGUACGAUUAUAUCAAUUUGUUGCUAACAAAUGAAUUGUGUCUUUUACUUUAAAUAAACUGUAUUCAAAUCUUAUUGAAAGA